Nicotiana tabacum (common tobacco) is the source of this 716-nucleotide messenger RNA. RefSeq lists its product as uncharacterized. Lineage: Eukaryota; Viridiplantae; Streptophyta; Magnoliopsida; Solanales; Solanaceae. The record is from RefSeq and is a predicted model, not a curated record.
AAAACUUAUAUAGUAGUAACAAAUUAUAGUACUGCUUUUGCUGAUGAACUGGUCUGUGUUGCAUUACUCUUGCUUUCAUCUUCAACUCUCUCUUCUUGUGGGGUUUGUUCGACAAUCAUUUUUCUGAGCUCCAUUUGCUACUUCUUGCUGGGUAUAACUAAAUAUCUAUCAAUCCCAGAAAAUUCAAAAAGCAUGGCUCAAACAUUAGAAGCCAUCAAGAUCGGCGGAGGUUCUGUUAAAGUGGGAACUACUGGUAAAGUUAGCGCCUUGAUGUCAAGAGAAUUAGAUUCCAAGAAACCUGAUUCUCAGACGCCAACGUCAUCCAAGAAUAAGUCUCCUAGUGUUUGUGGUUUCAUUCCUGGUAGCGCGACCAGUCCAAAGAGAAUGAAGCCAAGAACAUCAGGCGACGAAGCAAGCAGCAGCGGGACAUCAAAGCAUAAUAGUAGUAAAAGCCCUGAAUUUGUCAGGAAGACGAAACACUACAGUAGAAAAACACAUCAAGUUCCAAUACUAGUAUCCGAAAAUACUUCAGUUGAUGGAACUCCUAUUAGCCAGAAAACCGACAGAAAGGGACCUUACAUGGUAGAAAUUGUGGACAUAAAAUGCAGAAGUAUGGACAGAACUUGGACAAAUCCUAUAAAAAAUAGCCUGAAGAAGCUUGGUUUCACAAAACUAUCUGAAAACGCGGUCUAAGUACGCGAACUUCAAAUAUCAGC